Nestor notabilis (Kea) is the source of this 1498-nucleotide messenger RNA. Its product is annotated as membrane transport protein XK-like. The annotation marks the transcript as partial. The record is from RefSeq and is a predicted model, not a curated record. NCBI's taxonomy places the organism in Eukaryota, Metazoa, Chordata, Aves, Psittaciformes, Psittacidae. The transcript has a single exon. Gene Ontology annotation, cellular component: membrane.
GUAUUUUUAUGGUCCUUUCUCUCCUGUCAAUUGUGUAUGGUGCCUUACGCUGCAACAUCCUGGCUAUUAAGAUUAAGUAUGACGAUUAUGAUGUCAGCGUGAAACCAGCCGCCUACCUCUGCAUAUUCAUGUGGAGAAGCUUUGAGAUUGCAAUACGGGUUACGGUGUUGGUCCUUUUCAGUUCAGUCCUUCAAAUCUGGAUUCUCCCUGUUGUGUUAGUGAAUUUCUUUGGGUUUUUCUUCUACCCAUGGAUUCUCUUCUGGCAAAGCAAGUCCCCAUUUCCCGAGAACAUAGAGAAGGCAUUGAGCAGGGUCGGCACUACCAUUGUCUUGUGCCUUCUCACCUUCCUGUAUGCUGGCAUUAACAUGUUCUGCUGGUCAGCAGUGCAGGUGAAGCUCAAUGAUCCUGACUUAAUUAACAAAUCCCAAAAUUGGUACCGACUGACUGUGUAUUACAUGCUGCGAUUCAUCGAGAAUGCAUUCCUCCUGCUGAUGUGGUACAUCUAUAAAACUGAUAUCUACCUGUAUGUCUGUGCCCCACUGUUGGUCUUGCAGCUCCUGAUAGGAUACUGCAUGGCUAUCCUUUUCAUGCUGGUAUUCUACCAGUUCUGCCACCCAUGCAAAAAGCUCUUCUCAUCCAGCAUUUCUGAAGGUUUGCUGUCCUGUUUCAAGUUCCUGUGCUUUAUUUGCAAGCCUCCCAAAUCCAGCAUACUGAUAGACAAGGCAGAGGUGAAAUCUGCAAAUUCUGACGAAGUACGGAGCAGUAGCAAGACAAUAGAUUCUCAAAAGGGGAAUCCUCAUCAAAGUGUUUCUUCCAAUGCCUAAUACAUCUGGAAGCAAGUAGGUGCCUUGGGAAGAUGGCAGAUCACCUGCUGGGAACAUUGUGUAUCUUGGACAUUGUGUCUUGUGGAUGGGAUUACUUUCUUUCAGGUGUAGUACUGCAUGACAACUGACAAGCUUACCUUUGUGGAAAAUGUAGUGUAUGAGUAUGUGUAUCUAUGUGUGUUUGUGUACUGAGAGCAAUCUUUGUUUGGAGAACUCUACUUCAGAGUUUUUUGGAAAUAGGUUUAUUAUCACAUGCUUAUUUUGCAGUCAUAGAAGACAACCUUCAAGAACUGGCCUGAUGCUCAUCUUACUCAGGAAAUGUGAGGAUGGAAGGAAAUGCAUUUUAUUUCAGAUAGGAUACCAUUAUGGCAUGCCACCCUAGCAUGGAAACAGAGCAUAGACCUUGACUAUAUACUGACUGUAGCUGUGGUCUGCUUUGAUCAAAUUGCAGGCUUUUACACUCUAAUCAGUGUAAUAAGAUAAUACUUCUCUCUGAGGUAUAAGAAUCGGACUUCUACAAUGCACUGUAGUCUAGGUUGCCAAGAAACAGCCCAUUAGCCAGCACUAAUACUGAAAUGUGACUGUUACUGAGAAUGGACAGAGGGGUUAUUGGCUUUGCACUGUUUCACCCUUCACAUUUGCUGCUUGUUAGUAAGGGGAUUAAAUUUAGCACA